AUGAGACCAAACCAGACCAAUAACGGUGAAUAUAACAACAUCAGUGAUGAGGAUAUCGAUGCUGUUUUAAUCGGUCGCGACGAUAUCAGCGACUACAACCCAGAACAAAUACUGCCCGAGCUUCCAGGUGUCAUAGAAAAAAUCCGAGCUUGGCUGCAGCCAACUGCAUACGAUAUUGCCGGAGGAGAAUACCGCAAGCACAUAUCCUCUCACGUUGCUGGUACGGGAGCCUGGCUCACCUCAAGUGAUGUAUAUCAGAAAUGGUUAAACAGCGAUGAGCAUGGACUGCUCUGGAUCAAAGGAAUACCCGGCUCGGGGAAAUCGGUGAUGGCCGCAAAAUUAAUUCACGACCUUGCUCAGUCAAAUCCAGCAUCUCCUGUGCUAUUUUUCUUCUUCCGUCAAAUCAUUGAUGCAAAUCAUGAGCCCCGAGCCCUCUUGCAAGAUUGGCUGGACCAAAUACUAAGUUAUAGUCCGCCUCUACAGAAGCAGCUUAAAGCUUACGUAGAAGCGGGUCGGUCCCUUGACAGUAUACCAACGGAGGAUUUGUGGAAGCAUUUGCGACUGGCCAUUGCCAGCUUGCCUGACAAGGUCUUUUGUGUAGCAGAUGCACUCGAUGAAAUAGAUCGAGGUCAUGGCGAAUUCAUACAAGCACUUGGGAAGCUGGGCCACUGGCGACAAAAAACCGUCAAGGUUUUGAUUACUAGCCGCCCAGUUCCUAGUGUCGAAGUGCCAUUAAGAGCGAUUCACUGCCUACAUCUUCGACUACAGGAAACCUUGGUUGAUAUGGAUAUCUCAACAUAUGUUCACUUCGUGCUAUCAAAGUCUGAUAUCCCCAAAACCGAUUGGGAUACCAUUGCAAAUGCCGUGCCAGGUCGUGCAAAUGGCCUAUUUCUCUACGCUAAGCUCGCCAUGGAUGCUUUCAUCGAACCAGGAGCCAAUAUCGCUGCGGUGCUUUCAAAGCUUCCAUCAGACUUGAAUACCUUAUACACCGAUCUAUUGAACGAGCAUGCGGCAAGGUCCAUGGUACCAGAGAGUAUCCAACGUCUUAUCUUGCAAGCUGUCACCCACGCUACUCGUCCACUAAGGCUACUUGAACUUGCUGAAAUGAUUAGGGUCAGCAGUCCUGAUGGUUCCGUCCGGGAUAUAAGAGCUACCAAAGACCUCAUUAGGACUGCCUGUGGACCACUUUUGGAAAUCUUGCCAGAUGAAACAAUCUCAGUGAUUCACCACUCUUUUACUGAGUACCUUAAAGGAACAACCAGAUCAAACGAGAGUCCUCCCAUAGGAUAUGCUGUGUUAGAAAUGGGACCGACACAUUCUCAGCUUGCUCUUCAAUGCCUCCUCUAUCUGCAAUCUGGGUGCUUGAACUCCAUUAUAAUCGAUACCCGUGACGAUUUUGCGCGCAUGUACUGGAAGGAGUGGGGCCUUGUCAGUAACUAUGGAUCAGGGACAGGUACUGGCAAAGUAUCCGAUGAAGAAGUUCUGCUGAGACUUAAAUAUCCGCUCUUCGAAUAUGCAGUCAACAAUUGGCACCAGCAUAUCGUGAAAUCAGAGGCUGCCGGCCAAGACCAGACCGAAAUUAACGCCAAGCUUCAUCAGCUGUUUGAAGAGGGUAAUAGUUUGACGGGAUGGCUUCAGAUGAGGUGGCCAGGCAGAGAUGUAGGAGCUAGAAGAGUUACGCAGCUCCACGUUGCUGCCAAGACAGGCCUGAUAUCAUAUACAAAGGAGCUGUUAGCCAAAUUUGACGUAAAUUUACGUGAUUAUUACGACAGAACACCAGUCUGGUGGGCUGCUGUGGAGGGCCACGCAGAAGUCAUCUCUGUUCUGAUAGAAGCCGGCGCUGAUCCUGAUGUACCAGACAAUAUAACCGGAAUCAAACCUCUGCACAGAGCAGCCUACAACAACCACUCUGCGGCUGUAACAGUAUUAUUAAGAGCCGGCGUCGACCCUCUGACGCCAAAAACGCUUGAUACCAAAUGGCUUGUUACCUCUUACGAUCCAGUGACUGGGCAGACACCGCUAAUGUUUGCUUGCGGUGGUCAUGUGGAGGCAGUAGAAGCGUUUUUGCCGUUCAUUGGAGAUAACAUUGAUCUUGUCAAUCGAGCCUUGACAUGGGCAGUGAAAGCAGGAUCAGCAGUGGUCGUUGCGAGGCUUCUUCAGCAUCCAGGAGUAGAUGUUAAUGCAAUUGUCGAUGGCAAAACAGCGUUAUACAGAGCUUGUAAGGAACUACACCCUGCGAUUGUCGCAAUGCUUUUGCAAGCCGGCGCGCUCCUCAGCGUUGACUGCGCUGUUGCCAGUGAUAAAGCUCUUAAUCGGACAUAUGACGAAGAUGAUCCCACGAAAUUUAAUUGCCUUUUGGCUCUAUGUGACCAUAAGGCAGUUGUCUAUGGCAUAAAAGAUAUUGGAGAAAGGCAACAAGCAAUAUUUACACUAUUAAGGAAGGCUGGAGCUGAUAUCAACUCGCGGACGUCAGAAGAAGAAACAGCUUUGCAUAUGGCAGCCUGGUCUCCUGUUCUUGUGAAGCUACUGCUCGAGGCCGGGGCUGAUGCAAAUGCUACCGACCGUUUUGGCGCAACACCUCUCCACCAUAUUUUUACAAGGAGGAGUUGGUCACUGCAAUCAAUUAUAUUGCUUAUUGAGGAGGGACAUGCAAAUAUAAAUGCGGUACACCUAGAUGGAAAGACGCUUCUUCACUGUCUGUCGAGUUUAUAUGAUAAGAAGGCUGUGAAGAAAUUCCUAGAAUACGAGCCAAACUGCAACAUUCUAGACAACGAAGGCAACAACCCGCUGCAUAUUUUCAUGGAAGGGAACAUGAAAGACAUAGAUAUUCUCAAAAUCUUGCUUGAGAAGGGUGCAAAUCCAAAUGCAAAGAAUCACAAAGGACUUACCCCUCUACUAUGCCUUCGCAACACCCACGGGGUGCUCACUCAAAUUAUUGAGCUAUUUCAAGACGCAGGCGCUGAUAUUAAUGAAGUGGAUAGAGAUGGCAAUAACCUUCUUUUCCGCAUUCUCUCUGACCCUACUGGAUUAUUUGGGAGAAACUCAUAUAAGGAACUCAUAUAUCUCAUGGAUCGAGGGCUUUCGCCGUCUCACCGUAACUUUCAAGGCCAAACGAUCCUCCAUAAGGCGAUCGAGCAUUAUGAAACUAUUGAAUCAUAUGGAGGGCCGAGAUUGCCCAACACAUCGAGACUCGAUUUCUUCCUCGACUUAAAUCCUGACGUCAAGGCUGUUGAUUACAGCGGGAAUAGCUUGCUUCAUACAAUUGCUAUGCGUCCAGACAUCCACAACUCUCACACAGGCGGCUCCAGACUAAUUCCGCUUUGGAGGAAAUUAAUUGAUCUCGGCUUAGAUAUAGAGCAAAAGAACCACGCUGGACGUACGCCGCUGCAUAUUUUAUGCACAGCCCAUCAUUAUGCCCCAUCAACACCACUCGAUCAAGGUAAACUCACGCCAAUGGACUUUGUUAUUUCGCAAGUCAAAGACCUUGAUGUCUCUGAUAAUGAUGGAGUUACACCCCUCCAUAUAGCUGUUACUCGAAGCGAAACAUCCUCAAAGCAGCUCAUUGAUGCUGGUGCAAACCCUCUUGUUUAUACUCACGAAGGGCUGACACCACUUCAUCUUGCUGCACGAUGCAGAGAAAGCAAUAUAGUUGGCUUAUUAUUAAGUGCAAUGCAGAAACAGCAAAUGAAAACAUCAGGCUCCAUACCACUAGCAGAAUUUGAGGGCGUCACUUUGGACAAGAAGUCUACGACAUCAGAGGCAGUAAUUGGUAUAAAUGCCAAAAUGCUUCAUGGCCGCAAUGCUAUCACGCCUCUAUUUUACGCAAUUAUGUCAGGGAGGCCAGAAACUGUUACCCUUCUUCUUGAUGCUGGAGCUAGUGUUGAAAUGGGCAACAUUUUUGAGGCUUGCCUUGAGUUUGAGGAAGAAAUUGGAUCAAAAGCACCACGGGGCAAUGGAGAAACAAAUCAUACGCACCAUACGAAGUUUUCUGAGACAUAUCUUGACGAUAGAUCCAGCUUAUUUUACCGGGAAGUUAGUGGUUUACGUUUAGACGAUACCGCGAGGCUUGAAGAAAUCGUGGAUAUGCUCAUUGACUCUGGAGCUGAUCCUUCUCUUAUCGAAAGUCGCAGCAGCAAACAACUAAGUAACAUUUUAUGCAGAGCGGUCGAAGAACAUAAAGACUAUACGGCUGCUUGUUUCACACGUGUUAUUAGAAAAGGAUCGCCCGGCUUAGAGACCAACAAACACGAGGAUGAGCUCACGAGGCUGUCCAAUGCUAUGAGCCAAUUUCGAAAACAGGCUUCAAUUCAGGCUUUGAGGUCAUUCCGACCUGAUAUCGCCCAAAAUCAGGGUCAAUGUCAGACAGUAUCAUCAAAAGUUAUCAACUAUAUUUUAUCUCAGAGAGAAUAUCAUCUCGUUGAAGAAAUUUCUCAGUUAGGGAUCAGCUUUCUCCCAGAAUCCAUGAAAGAUAAACACUGUAGUUUAUAUCAUUUCAUACGCCUUGGUUUAACAUCUCUUUUCGAAACUAUAGCAUCUCGUGAGGUAAAGCUGGUGUUAAGCAGAGGUGACUGGCAUGCCUUCGGAGACGUAACCCGACCGGGACUAUGGCACGCAAAAAGAGUCGAUCCAACUUCUCAACUUAUACCCUUUAUACUUGUUGCAGUUCAGCGAGCAUUGCCUAAUAUGGACAUUGUGAGGCUAUUAGCUGAGAAAUUUGCAGUGGAUAUCAGUGAAGUCGACUCUUUGGGCGAAUGUGCUCUAUUUCAUGUCGUCCGAGGAAAUCACUGGUGGCAUGUUCACCAAGCAUUACCAUACCUCCUUGAUAUCGGUGCCGACAUUAACCUGCGCAAUGCAAAAGGCCAGACCCCAUUACACAUGGCUCUCAAAGGAGAAAUUCGGGAACUUGGUCCUUACCAUUGGGACGCAGCCAAAAUAUUGGUUGAAAGAGGAGCAGAUGUCAAUGCAGUUGAUAACAAUGGCCAGAGCUGUCUCGCGUGCGCGCAACACAACUUCGAUAUGGUUAAACUACUUAUAGGUCACGGCGCAGUUGUGUUAGUGGAUUCUAUUUUUGCUGCGAUCGACUCUCGUAAGGCUGAAGUGCUUCGUGCACUUCUAUCUGGAGGCAUGGAUCCCAAUACACGUCGAGAUAAGACAUUGCGCGAGUCGGGAGAGGAAUCGCAGCAUUAUGAUGUAGAGCCGCAUGAAGAAUUCCCGCUCUAUUAUGCUGCUAAGAAACUGUACCCACGUUGGAAGCCAUCAGAGAAAGAUUCGCAAGAUGCUGCAGAAUCAAUGGAAAUAAUUCAAGUGUUACUAGAUCAUGGCGCCGAUCCGUUUGCAAAAAUUUUGAAGCCAGUUGCGCAGAUCGAGAAUGAGGAGAAUUUCUCAGCAGCAAGCAAUUCUUCUAUACCAGUACCGAAGGGCUAUAUGGAGUGUAUUUUACUACACGAAGUGCUAUUGAAGGGCUAUUUAGCAGACACAUUUCUUCAGAUCCCGAGCUUGGAUGUCCACCACCGAGAUGCGAAAGGCCGUACUCUUCUCCACAUGAUAUGUGAAAGUAGAAAUGGCCCAGAUUACAUAAUUGGCUCAUAUGUCAAUGAUUCGAAUCGUGUGCCCAAAGAACAUGUCCAUGCAUUUCAGCGGCUGCUGUCUUUGGGCUCAGAUUUGACAGCCCAAGAUAAUUUUGGCCGCAAUGUUCUGCAUUACAUGCUUGUUGGCGGGGUGGAUAUUGAGCCCAGCGCAUACGCAAAGUUUCUGGCUUAUACUCUGCAUAAUGCCCCCGAACUGUUGAAUCAAGGAGACAACAACGGUGAAACUCCCUUACAUUAUGCCAUGAUUCGUGCAGUCGACAGAAAUAACACUGGUGAAGCAGAAAUGUUAAUGGAAGCCGGAGCGGACCCUAUGAUUAUCAGCAAGAGGGGAGAUACCAUGUUGCAUAUACUGGGGAAAGGCCUUGCCAUUGCAGUCUUGCGUACCUUCUUCCAAGCUCUGGUUGAACGGGGUAUCGACAUAAACGCUCGCAACGCUCGUGGCGAAACAGCAUUAUUUUCGUUCUAUAAUGGACCUAAGACUGAACCAAAUACGUGGAUGCUCGAAGAAGUAGACAGACCUACUGGAGAACAUACCAAACCCAUGCUAGAAAAGCUUGGAGGAGACUUCUUUGUUAGAGAUGAUAAAGGUAGAGGGCUGCUACACGCUGCUGCGAGGGGAGAUGUGGCACGGUUCCAGGAACUUAUGGAUCUGGGACUUGAUCCCAUGAUGGAGGAUAAUGCUCAACAAACAGCAAUUGAUGCAGCUGCCGCGUUUGGUAACCGGGAUAUUUUGGAGCUGUUUGAGAAAAAAUAG
Messenger RNA from Trichoderma asperellum CBS 433.97, 6342 nucleotides. RefSeq lists its product as uncharacterized. Lineage: Eukaryota; Fungi; Ascomycota; Sordariomycetes; Hypocreales; Hypocreaceae. Gene Ontology annotation, molecular function: protein binding. The record is from RefSeq and is a predicted model, not a curated record. Gene Ontology annotation, cellular component: cytoplasm; nucleus.